Molecule: messenger RNA, 1822 nt
Organism: Arachis stenosperma
Lineage: Eukaryota; Viridiplantae; Streptophyta; Magnoliopsida; Fabales; Fabaceae
Exons: 2
Coding region: 1355-1588 (77 amino acids)
Source: RefSeq, a predicted model, not a curated record
UCUUUUCCAAAUUUUCCUUCUCCCUGUAUUUUUGCAUGUUGCUGAAUUGCUAAUCAAUAAAUUUGCCUUGUUGCUGAUCUAAAUGUUGCUGUAACUUGAAUUUGUUGCUUCCCAGUAACAGAAUCAUAACAGAAUGCUCAGUCAGUGCUUGGUUGAUUGGCUUUGCUCACUGAUUGUAUUUGAUGAUAGAUUUUAAAUUUUAAAUUUGCACUGCCCAUUUUACUGAUUCACUGUUCCUUCAGUGUUUUUUUGUUGUUAAUCAUUGUGAUGAGCUUUGUUAAAAUUGGGUUGAAAAAUGUUAAUCUUUCUUCAUUUUUCAUUGUUCUUAACUUCUGUUCUUAUUAAAAAAUUGCAACUGGUGAUCUUUCAAUUUAUUAUAUGCUUCAUGUUUUUAAUUUCACUCUGCUUCUAGGCUUUGAAUCAGUUUAUGAUAACUGUGAUGCAAUUAUUUAUUUGGAUAACUGAUGUAAUUAUCGAGUUCAAGAGAUUGAGUUUUUCUGUUCUCAUUAUUAGUAAGACAUGGAUAGUUUAGAAUUUUCUAUUUCUUUCCCUUACUUCUGAAGUUCCUUAUUUCAAAAGGUUCAGUGUUGGCUUCAACUUUCAAAUGGGAAUUGGGAACUGGCGAAGAUAAUAACAUCUUCUGGAACUGAGUCUGACCUAGAAUUAUGCUAGUACACAGUGAUGUUUGUUCCAUUUGGCUGGACUCAGUGAGACAACUGGGAAAUGUUCUUUUUUGGUCUGAUUAACUACAAUAUUUAAACUUGUUAAUCAUAUCUUGUACAAUUCAGACAAAAGCAGGGCCUAUUUUGGUUGCCAUAAAUUCCUUCAAGAAAGUUCUUCUGUAUUGUAUUGAAGCCUACAAGCAUAAAAGAAUUAAAAGGGCCUGUUUUGUUUUACUUUUUGACUCAAUUACUUUAAGGCAAUAUUGUCUAUCUUUAACUUAUGCACUGCAAUUCAAUCCAGUUAUUUUUAAUGGAAGUAUAAUGAUGUUAAUUUUGCAUAUUUUGAUGAUUAAUUAAUUACAUUUAGUUGGUGAUAGACUGAUAGUUUGUGUAGGGUUUUAAAUUUGAAAGAUAUUUUAUGAUGUUUAUUUAUAAAUUUUAUUAUUUUAUUAUGGAAUGGUUUUUUCGGUUGAACCACAGUUAGACCGGUUAGACCAGUAAACUAGUGAACCAGUGACUAAAGUAGUUUGAUGACCGGUCCGGUUUUCAGAACCUUGCCCAGCUCACUCUGAUACCACAAAAAAAAAAAAAAAAAACGCAGCUCACUCCGUCCCUGGAAAGUGGAAACACGACGACGUAUUUCACCGAAAGAUCACCGUUGGGUUCGAUUGUUGCAGUGUCAGUGAGGGAUCAUGGGGUUUCGAAGUUCGCUGCCAUUUUCCGGGCUAAUAAGACAGCUUGAACAAGAGAUGGAAACUGUGAUUAAAGUAUUGCAGCCUGGACCCUUGGGAAUCAUAGAGCAUAAGUUUUCUGCUGAGGAGAUUCGUAAGGCUAAUGAUACUGUCUCUAAGGCUGUGGCCAAUUGGCGAACCAAUGCAAAUUUGCAUCACAAAAAUCAACUUUUGAAAGACUAUAUUCAGAAGUGAAAUAACUUCAAAGUGCAGGCAUAUUUUGGCUCUUACAUGUGAGGACAGUUUUAUUUUAGAUCCUCUAAACGUUUUUGAGUUUUGCAAAUUUCUUUCUGUACUUAUUUAUGAUGUUGUAUUAAACAUGUGAACUUUGGUACACAUAGCAUUAGCUAUUGAAUCAUGUUGACUAUUUCACUAUAAUGAAGAUCUUUAGUGAAUGAGGAGUGAGGUUAGUCGUUUUUCUUUUGUUAU